This is a messenger RNA of Ictalurus punctatus (channel catfish), 1801 nucleotides long. RefSeq lists its product as uncharacterized. Gene Ontology annotation, biological process: DNA integration. Lineage: Eukaryota; Metazoa; Chordata; Actinopteri; Siluriformes; Ictaluridae. The record is from RefSeq and is a predicted model, not a curated record. The transcript has 8 exons. Bases 120 to 1427 code for a protein of 435 amino acids. Gene Ontology annotation, molecular function: nucleic acid binding.
CCUGGUCCGUCGCUCUAUGUGGUCCGCCCGAUGUGGGUUCAGUUGUAACGGUUCUGCCGGGUACUGGGUGUUUGCUCGUGCUCCGUGGGUAAUGCUGAGGUUCUGGUGCCGGAGGCGCGAUGCUGAGUGUGGACUCGCUUCAGGUAGCCGAGGAGGAGGUGGUGGAGUCGAGCUCCAGCCGUCUGGGAGACAUUUACACGCUGGUGGCUGAGGGCUGCUACCCGCACGCCAUGAACCCCAUCCGCAAGAAGAACCUGAAACGAUACGCGCAGAAAUUCAUCAUCGACGACGGACGGCUGUACUAUGUGGGGAUGAAGAAGGAGGAGAAGCGUGAGGUGGUGAUUGACGCCGAGCGUAAGCGUCGGAUCUUCCUCGAGUGCCACUUUAACGAGCUCGGCCAUCACCUGGGUCAGAAGAAGACGGUGCACCGCAUCCAGAGCAAGUACUACUGGCUGGGCAUCGUCAAGGACGUAGUGGACUGGAUCAAGGUGUGUGAGACGUGUCAGCACGCUGAGCGGAACAAAAACAUGGCAAGGACGCCGAGGCCGCUGAAGGUCGACGGCCCCUGGGACACCGUUACGGUGGAAAUAAUGGGCCCGUUCCCCUGCACUACUCACGGAGGAAACACUCGCCUGGUCAUCAUCACCGAUUAUUACAGUAAGUGGGUGGAGGCGUUUCCUGUCCAGAAGAGAGACGUCCUUUGUGUGGCGAGAUGCAUUUCGUCAACCGUUUAUAGGUACGGUUCAGUAAAAACCAUACACUGCUCUCAGAAUGCUGACUUCUGUGGAGAGGUGAGCAAGCAGCUGAGCGAGCGCUGGAGCUUGCAGCUGAAGGUCCAGCACAACGCUCUGCUGGAGCGCUCGAACACUCUGCUGAAGGACACCAUAAAGCAGAUGGUGGCGGAGAAGCAGGCCGACUGGGACGAUUUCAUCGAUCCUGUCCUGGCGCUUUUCAGGACCUCGGUGAACCCGGCGACCAAGUUCACCCCCUACUGCCUGAUGUUUAGCCGCAAACCCAGCAUGCCCGGCGAGUGUCCUGCUCUCUCCACCUUCCAGAUGAAGCUGGAUUUACUGAGUUACGAGCACGAUGUUGGAAAUUAUUCCCCCGGCGAGGAGCCAGAUAACAGCUUCCUCUCGUCCAUUCAGGAGCAGCGAAAUCAACUCAACCAGAUGGUUUUUUCCAACAUGAACGCUGCGUACAAGCAGGAGAAGAAAAGUGCCAAACGGCGAGGCAGGGACGUGUCCUCCAUAACCCUGACCGUCACCGAGCCCUUGUGCCCCUCAGACGACUCGCCCUCACCUAAAAGACUGAAAGACGACCUGUUCCUGACGUUUCCCGUCGAGACGGUGAUCAGCGCUGUUCAGGUGGUGGCGGAGGAGGGGAAGGACGCGCUGGAGUACGUGCUUCCGGGGCCUGACGUACACUGACCAUCUGAUUUGGUCAAACGAUGGAUCUUUGACACAGGAUGUACAUUGUCCAGGAUGUCUGGUGCACGGUGCUCUUGGCAGAACGACGCUUCUCUGGAGGUUCGGCUGUUCGCGGGUCUGCGUGAACGUUUCCGUGAAGGCGGACGAAGCGAUUGACCGCAAUAGUCCCUACAUCGCACACUUACAAAUCGGGGCUCAUCGCUACGAGCAGGAUGUUAUUUGUAAUCGUUGUGUUUUAUUUUGUAUAUAACGAUGCAGUGAUUCAGUAACAGCUGAAUCACUUUUUUUUGUUUGUGUAUUUGUGUCUGAAUGUUCCCAGAAUCCAUUUUUUCAUCAUGUUGGCUUUUAGGGUAAUAAACGCUAACAUAUCAGCA